Molecule: messenger RNA, 1344 nt
Organism: Polychytrium aggregatum
Lineage: Eukaryota; Fungi; Chytridiomycota; Chytridiomycetes; Polychytriales
Product: Pex12 amino terminal region-domain-containing protein
Exons: 7
Coding region: 192-1259 (355 amino acids)
Biological process (GO): protein monoubiquitination; protein import into peroxisome matrix
Cellular component (GO): peroxisomal importomer complex; peroxisomal membrane
Molecular function (GO): zinc ion binding; protein binding; ubiquitin-protein transferase activity
Source: RefSeq, a predicted model, not a curated record
CAUGAAAAGCAGGCGGCAAUCCGGCCCAGCGCUGGCUUGUGUGUUCUCCCGGGCAUCUGUCCAUCUGCCCCAUCCAUCUGCCCAUCGACCCAACUGCCCCAUCCAUCUACCCAGCGCCUGCUCAUCGUCCCGCCAUCGUCGAUCCCCAUCUCUCGUUGCUCGCGUCGGUGCAGGUCAAGGAUCCGGAAUCGAUGGAGGUUCUCUCAACGCAUCUGCCCUCGGCGAUCGGCAGCCACUCUUCGCUCGAAGACAAACCGACAUUCUUCGAACUCGUUGCCAAUGACAAGCUUGCUGAGCUCUUCAAACCGGCCCUGAACUACAUACUCUCAAACUAUGCCCAGCGAUAUCCGCGCUAUCUCAUCCAUCUGGCCAACCGUUUUGACGAGGCAUAUGCCCUGCUGAUGCUCUGGGUCGAGUGGUACUAUCUGACGACGUGGGGUGGAUCGUUUUCGGAAAACUUUUACGGCUUGCGGCGGACAGGCACCCGGUCCGGGGCAGACUCGGCGGAACGUCUCAGCCGACGACAAAAGUGGAUAUCCCUGCUGUCGCUGAUCCUGGUUCCGUAUCUCAAGUCCAAGAUGGACCUCUAUGCCGAAGCAGCGGCGGCCGAGGCCGAGAACCCACGGCCUGGUGUACAGCGGACGAAUGCUCAGACCUGGAAAGCCAAGGUCAAGAAGGCGGCCGUUGCGGUCUAUCCAUAUCUCGGCUCGGGCACUUCCCUGCUGGCAUUCGUGUACCAGAUUCUGUAUCUGUACGGCAAAACCGAGUUUUAUAGUCCGUGGAUGCACCUCGCGGGACUCAAGUACCGGCGUCUGAACGCCAAUGACUAUAAGAACCACGAGUCCCAAACCCGGCCGCCGACCCGAUCGACGACGUCGCUUGGCAUCGCAAGAGCCGCAGUGACGCAGGGGCUGGAUUUCCUCAAGGUGGCUCUGCCAGCGUGCAUUUUGGUCUAUCGGUUCCUUGGAUGGUGGUAUUCUGACGCCAAUCUGGCCCGGCGACAAGACGGCCAGGACGCUGUCAUUCCGCCGCCGCCCGAGCCCAUACCGCGACAUGAUCAGGGAAUCCGGAUGCCGGCCGACCCGAAUAUCUGCGGACUCUGCCUCGACACACGAACCAACCCGUCCAUGCUCUUCACCGGCUACGUCUUUUGCUAUCCGUGCUUGCACCGCUAUGUCGAUGAGUACGGACGGUGCCCGGUGACCUGGGCCAAGGUCGGCGGAGUCGAAGCCAUCCGGAAGGUGUAUUCAAGUGCGUGAUGUGACUGGGCGCAGCACUCGGAACCUGCAAAUCCCAUGCAGAUUGGGCGAACGGGGGGGGUGCUCUUGGAGUGGCCAGAAUCCG